AUGACCAACAGUCAUGUUGACUUCCUUGACCCAGAGGACCUCAUGAGCGAAACCCACCUUGAAUUCAGCAAAAAUGCUGCUCAGAUCUGCGCUUCGUACGAUGUAGGAGGCGGCGUCGCUCUUGGGGACUCAUUCGCAAUAUACUCCGUUGUCGCAUGGCCUCCAGACUGGAGUAGCAUCGAAGAGGAUGCCAAGCUCUAUGCAGAUCUUAAAGCAUCUGCCCUUGCUGUGUCUAAUGUUCUUCCUGUGUGGAUUACAUUAGAUCAGAACUCUCCCGUUGGCCUGAAGUCUUUACCAUGUUCACAUCGUCAAGGUCGCCCGCAUCCUCGGGACACCCUCCCAUGGUUCCUGAUCAAUGCCACAAGAUCUACCAAACACUGUGUUAUCGGACACGGCACUGCUAUGCAAUCUCUUUUAAUGAUUCUCCAGCGGCCAUGGUGUGUCCUUGAGCUUUGCUGCUGUGAUACUGCAACCGUGGCGGCGAUCCACGAAUUUACCAGCACAGCGUCAAAGAUCAACUCUACAACUUACAGUCCUGCUUUGAGGUUACUGUCGCAUGAGAUGGAUAACAGAUUUAAAGAUCAGCCUCAGACAUCCGAACGAUGGAAAUCGCUCUCGUCUGCACCCAUGCACCGCUGGGCCAGGAUUGAUUCAACUUGGUUUGGCGCGAGUGCCAUGUAUGUGGAAUUGUCCAGACAUAUCCUACGAUCCCACAAUGCAUUCUGGCUAGGUCUUGUUGUUGCUUGCUCCGUGUAUCUCGGUAUCGCUUUCUCGGAGUUAGUCCGGACCCUGUGCGAUACUACUUCGAAUCCUCUCGUGGUGAUGCAUCUACGACCUAUCAGCACAUUAUUCAAGAAGAAUGAUAUGUUUCGACAUCUAGACUCACUCAUUACUGGAAAACCACGGCUCAGAAAGUGUAAGAGUGAAAUUUCUCUUUGCUCAGAUCGAAAGACAGCAGUCGAGGCAUCUCUUUCACCAGGGCCAGACACCACCAUUUACCGGAACUGGUUGAUUGCACUAUAUAAGAAAAUCCUGAAUAGCAUGGGCGAUGGAGUACUUUGA
This is a messenger RNA of Penicillium lagena, 1062 nucleotides long. RefSeq lists its product as uncharacterized. The coding region runs from base 1 to 1062 and encodes 353 amino acids. The transcript has a single exon. The record is from RefSeq and is a predicted model, not a curated record. NCBI's taxonomy places the organism in Eukaryota, Fungi, Ascomycota, Eurotiomycetes, Eurotiales, Aspergillaceae.